Molecule: messenger RNA, 2130 nt
Organism: Beauveria bassiana ARSEF 2860
Lineage: Eukaryota; Fungi; Ascomycota; Sordariomycetes; Hypocreales; Cordycipitaceae
Product: putative exported protein
Exons: 2
Coding region: 1-2130 (709 amino acids)
Biological process (GO): carbohydrate metabolic process
Source: RefSeq, a predicted model, not a curated record
AUGAAGCUGACACACACUGCUCUAGUUGCGCAGACGGUGCUAGGUUUGGCUUCGGCUAACGACAAACUCAAGCCAUGGACAUAUGCUCCCCUGCCCGUUGGACAUGUCAAACCUGCUGGAUGGCUUCUAGGCGAAAUGCAAGCCAUGGCCACUGGUCUUCCCGGCCAUGAGCAUGACUUUUAUAGAUUUGUGAACGAGUCGUCAUGGCUCCACAAACCGGGCAGCGGCGGCUCCGAAUACAGCAGCCUGAAUGAGGCUUUACCAUAUUGGUUCAAUGGCCUGGUUCCGACUGCGUACCUUCUGGGUGAUAGCAGACUCAAGCGCCAGGUGCACCAUGUUGCCGCCCAGGUGCUCAGCUUCCAGGCCGAUGAUGGCUGGAUCGGUCCCGAGACGGGUGACAACCGCAACUUUUGGGCGCGCACACCCUUUUUUCUCGGUCUCAUUCAGCUCGCUGAGGCAGACAAGCAAUGGGAGCAACGCAUUGUCGCCGCUCUGCAAAAGUUCUUCCAGCUCGCAAACAAGAUGCUGCGCAAUGACAGCCAGGGCUUCACUCGCUGCACCAAAGACGUCGACUGUGACUGGGGCCAGGUCCGCGUUGCAGACAUGAUCAUCACCAUACAGUGGCUGCUGGAGAACCAUGCCUCCAAGAACGACAACCAGCUCUGGGACACUAUGAACCUGUUUUACGACCAGACAAAUUACAAGUGGGAUGCUUGGUACGAUCCUGCCACCUAUCGCAAAGUUGUCGACCCCAGCGAUAAAACCAUUACGCCGUACAUCCACGGUGUCAACGUUGGACAAGGCAAGUUGAUGCCGGGAGCAUCUACAAACCCGAUGGCUAACAAGAUGUUUCUAGGCCUCAAAGCAUCUAGUGUCAUGUGGCGAUUCAAGGGCCAUGAUUACUACCGCGAGCGAAGCAAGAAUGCUGUUGAUCUGACCUUUACCUACCACGGCAGCGCGUCCGGUACCAUUCUCGCAGACGAGUGGCAGCGUGACGACUCGCAAUACAUUGGAAGUGAACUUUGCACUGCUGUCGAGACUAGCUACUCCCUUGCCUACAUGUAUCAAGUUCUCGGAGACAACAACUUUGCAGACCGCGCCGAGACUACGCUUUUCAACGCCAUGCCUGUCAUGAUGACUGGCGACAAGUGGGCUCAUCAGUACAUGUCCUCGCCCAACAUGCCUUUUGCCGUCAGCACCAUUCAGCCAGACGGCAGCGUGCCACCGGUGUUCACUACGGCCAAUAGUGGCGUCGCUACCACGUACGGCCUGGAGCCUUUGUACCCAUGCUGCACGGUCAACCAUCCCCAAGGCUAUCCCAAAUUUGUCACGCACAGUUGGGUCUUGGUUGGCAACAAGGGUCUCGGUCAUGCUCUUCUCGGUCCUACAAAUGUCCAGACCAAGGUCAAUGGUGGCGACGUGUUAAUCAACUGCACAACCAACUAUCCAUUCACCAACACGCUGACGUACGAAGUUUAUGCUACCAAAAGAUUUGACUUGUACCUCCGCAUACCCGAGUGGAUCAAUCUACAGGUGUCAACGAUUUCAAUGGCGAGUACUGAGGAUCACAAGACUUUGGAGACUUCUACCACUCUCGAAGCAAGCAAUGGCAAAGGCAUGAAGAAAGUCUCCAUCUCCAAAGGAAGCACGACGAUUAGCUAUAGCCUCGGCAUGGGCCCACGAGUGGUAAGACUUGCCGACAAGACCGUCGCCAUCUUCUACGGCAAUCUGCUUUACGCGCUCGAUGUUGGCUACAACAAGACGACGAGCCUCCCUCACUCGUACAAUGACCCUCGGGGCCCUGGUCUCGACGGACUGCCUUUUAAAGAACUGCGCGACGAAUUCGUCACCAGCACCAAGGAGUGGAACGUUGCGAUUGAUCCGUCAACUAUCAGAUACAAUGGUAUCGGCGACGACGACGAAAUGGCCGACCCCAUCUUUGAGCACAAUGCGCCGGCCAAUUUCAUGACGGUCGACGGUUGCCAAAUAAAGUGGGAUUUGAAAAUGGGUGUCACUCCUGAUCGAGUACCAACUGACCGGACCUGCAUCAGCGAGAGGAAGACAUAUCGACUAAUUCCGUACGGAGCGGCCAAGGUGCACAUGUCUCAUUUGCCAACGGUGAGGUUGUAG